AUCUCUUGAAGUAUAUGAAGUUAUUAAGAAGUCACGCAAACCCCCAAACGGCUACUUUAAAGUACAGUGGAAAGAAAUUUGAGCAGCGUACAAUGGAAACAGUAAAGGGGAUAAAUAACAAACAGACUAGGUAACAGAGGUAAAUGUCUGUCCGGGAUGUGUUUGGUAUCAUUUUCGUUAUAACAGCGCUCGCUCCAGUCUCUUGAGUUCAGUUGACUCAUUUGGUCAGGUUUUGUUAUCACCUUUGUGUCUCCCUUCCUGUCUUGUUUCAGUCCGGGUUUGUGUUUCAGAAGCGACCUGUUCACAUGUCACACUUGCAAGUCACAGCAGAGGGUGUCGGUGCUUUGUGGUGAGGGGUUUGCCUUUCGCUGGUGAAGUUAGCAGCAGCCAGGAGAGCGAAAGGGGAGGGGAGAAGAGGGCAGGGGAGGGGUUACGAGCCCAGUCCCGCGGAACAUCCUGCGACCACAUCUGAGAGUCGGAACGAAGCUCGGCACGGUCCCCUCACCGCCACCUCCUCUUGCUGCGCGGCGAUCGUCGCUUUCGUACCCAGUCGUUUAAACCCCGGAGCACGCGCGGGCCGGUUGUCCUGGUGACCCGCUCUGCGAGUCUCGGGCUCUCCUGGACUUAUGUUUUUAUCUCUGGACGCGCGGUGGUGGGACAUCCGGAAUGGGGAAUCCGUAGGAGAAGACGGCGCUGGCUGGUUUUACUGUUUGCGAUAAAAAACAAGAGAACGCAGGCGCGCUGACGCGCUGGCCCGCAUAGCCUACGCACGAGAUGGACUUCAAGAAAACAAAAUUUGGCAAGUUCAUGAACUGCAGGGUGCCAGCCAGCAAGAGAUACCAGCCCACUGAAUAUGAACACGUUGCAAACUGUGCCACACAUGGGUUGUGGAUUCUUCCCAGUAUGGUCGGUGGGUCCGUCCUCUACUUUCUGUCCAUGGACCGAUGGCAUCGUGUCGCUGCCUGGCUCUAUGGGAGUGGCCUCACCGGCUUAUUCAUCACCUCAACUCUUUUCCAUACUGCUGCCUGGAAAAUCAGCCACCUCAGGAAGGUGGAGCAGCGCUUCCACAUGUGUGACAGAAUGGCCAUCUACUUCUUCAUCGCAGCCUCCUACUCUCCAUGGUUGAUGCUGAGGGAGCUGGGACCCUGGACGUGCCACAUGCGCUGGCUCAUCUGGGUCAUGGCGUGCAUAGGAUCGGUGUAUGUCUGCUUUUUCCAUGAGAGGUACAAGCUGGUUGAGUUGCUGGGAUACGUGGCCAUGGGGACUGUUCCUGCUUUGGUCAUUCUCUCUAUGGUGGAGCGCACAGGUGUGUGUGAACUGGCCGUGGGAGGUGUCUUCUAUGGAGUAGGCGUGGUCUUCUUUAAGAGCGAUGGCCUUGUGCCAUUCGCCCAUGCGAUCUGGCAUCUAUUUGUGGCCGUUGGAGCAGGCAUUCACUACUACGCCAUCUGGAGGUACCUGUAUUUACCGGGGACACAGCUGCAGACGUCGAGGUGACCGGCUGCAUACUGAUGUUAAGCAUUUCCAUGCCGACAGGCUGAAUGACAAAAGUGCAUUUCAUGUAGUCAGGACGUUAGUGUUUUGACUACGGUAAGCUUCACUUACGAAGCUGUGCCACCUGGGACCAAUUUUUGUACUGUGUGCUGACUAUAUAACAUUUAGCCUCACUACACCAAAUUGACGCUAAUUUAUAAUGUCUAAUUCUGCUCUUUUAGACAUAAUUAGCAACACUGACACUGGUUUGUGUGCCAUGUUGACUGUCUGUAGUGUUUCAGACGAGAUCCGAGUGCCAGGCCUGCAUUAUGAAAUCUUCAUUCCUGCUUAUCUCCGUCAGUUAGAGGAAAAGUUUCUAAUUUUGGGAAAUGUGUUUAUUUUCUAUCAGAGGUAGAUGAGAAGAUUGAUAACAAUCUGUUUGUGGUAACCACGAUACUGUGCACAGACAUGUUCAGAUCUACAGAUUCUACAUCGCGCCAUCAGAGAGACAUUUGAUCACGUCAACGAUCUGACCCCUCAAAGAGCCCUGAUCCCAGACAGACAUCAUGGAAUCAGUUUGGGAUCACAUGAACAGAAGCAACAGCUUCAGGUUAUAUUUCACCAUGUUUCAAACAUCCUCAGUGACAGGCAUCCUGAAAAACAUGGUUCAAGUGCAAUGAAGGAGAACGGGCGCAAAUUCAGACCUGAAAAUAAUGCUCAGUAUUUUGUUACGGCUUGCAGUUGACAGCGGUGUGCACUGGUGCGUCACAGCCUGCUCGGAGGUUUGCUUUUGCCUGGUGGGUGUUGGAGGUGUUGCCCCAUCACUUGUAAACCCCGCCGAAUUAUUUAAAGCAUAAAAAAUAAAAAAUAGAGAUCAUCCAUUUUCCACGGUGGCACGGUGGUUAGCACUGUUGCCGCACAGCAAGAAGGUCCUGAAUUCAAUUCCACCAUCAGGCCGGGGUCUUUCUGUGCGGAGUUUGCAUGUUCUCCCCGUGUUUGCGUGGGUUCCCUCCGGGUACUCCGGCUUCCUCCCACAGUCCAAAGACAUGCAGUUUGUGGAGAUAGGUUAAUUGAUUAAUCCAAAUUGCCCAUAGGUGUGAAUGCGGGAGUCAAUGUGAGCGCCAAUGGUUGUCUGUCUCUGUGUGUUAGCCCUGCGACAGACUGGGCUAACACACCUCUCGCCCUAUGACAGCUGGGAUAGGCUCCAGCGCCCCCCGCGACCCUGAAAAGGAUAAGCGGAAGUGAAUGGAUGGAUGGAUCUUUUGAUGGGCUCUUACCAGCAAAUCAGUAAGCACUCAGGAGAUACGACUUCAUUGCUACACAAGCACUCACAGUACACUUAACUUUAAACCCCUGCACACCACUCAGGUUUCUCGACUCAUUGUUGCUGAUGCUGUUGCACUGACAGACAUUUACUUCCCAAAAUACACUGUUAAAAAAAAAAGAAACACUUUUUAAUCAGAUUAUAGCAUCAAGUCAAUUAAACCUCUGGGGUAUUGAUCUGGUCUCUAGCAGAAGGUGUUGUCAGCCAGUUUCAGCUGCUUUGGUGUUGAUGAAAAACAACAGGUGCACUAGAGGGGCAACAAUGAGACCCCCACCAAAACAGGAAUGGUUUUACAUUUUUCCCUCCCCAUCUUUUUUGAUUUUUUUUUUUUUUUUUUAACACUACUUUUGCGUUUGGCUAGGGUCAGUAUCAGACAGUCAUGCUGGAUAUCUAUGCUGAUAUGAACUGGGUAAUGUGUUAACCCAUCAGCUGGAUUGGCAUCUGCUUCUUUGUGUAAGGAGGAACAUAAUGAGCACUGCCAGAGCCACAAAAUGACCCUCUGGAGACCACCAAACAAUUACAAACAGACUUCAUGAGAGUGGCCUGAUGGGCCGAUGUCCUCUAGUGGACCCUGUGCUCACUGCCUGGAAACAUAGAGCCUGAUUAGUAUUUGCCAUAGAAUACCAGAAUUGUCAGGUCCACCACUGACACCCUGUGCCUUUCACACAUGAGAACAGAUUCACCCAUGUGACAGAGGUGAAAAGGCCUGAAGCAGCAGAGGAAAACAUUAUACUGCCAGUUUAGCAUGACCGGUUUGGUGGUAGAGCAGAGAAAGUCUGGGGAGGCAUAUCCAUGGAGGGACACACAAACCUCUACAGGCAACGUUGGUGUUGGGAUGAAACCUUUGGACCCCACAGACCCUACGAUGGUGCUGUGGGUACUGGGUUCCUCCUGCUGCAUGACAAUGCCUGGCCUCAUGUAGUAAGAGCAUGCAGGCAGCUUCUUGGAGGAUGAAAGAAUUGAUACUACUGACUGGCCGCAAUGCUCACCUAAAUCCAACAGAACACCUCUGGGACAUUGUGUUUCAGUCCAUCCGACGCCAUCAGGCUGCACCUCAGACUGUCCAGGAGCUCAGUGAUGUCGUGGUCCAGAUAAAGAUUUCAGGGUAUCUUUGAAUUCAGCCCUUGGUAGGUUGAUCAUUUUAAUUUCCUUCAAACGGUGUGUCAUCUUUUGGUUCCUCAAUACCCGUUCCAUAUCAGUGUAGAUAUCGACCAUGGUUUUCUUUGCCACUGAGAUAUUUUGUGUCUUUUAAAGUGUUCCUUUUGUCAACACCAGCUGCUCAACUGUUGGUCGCGACUAUUCUGGGCAUUAUUUUACAAGCACGAGGUUACUGGAAAAUCAAUAAAGAAACCAGAGUAUCACUGUUUUUAUGCCAGACUAGUAAAACAGUAAGAGUCUUAUCGAUCUUCUCGUCUUUACAAGAAUAUAUAUGCACUUUCCCAAAAUGAUGAAGCAUUCCUUACAGGCAUAUCUGUUACUGAGCAUUCCUAAGCUGUUAAACUCCCUACUUUCAGUAAUCCAACCACAACUAAUGUGCCAAAACUCACUACACAGGAAUCCCUUUCCGCUGUUGGUGCUACAUUAUUGCUCAGUGGUAAAAUAUGACAGUCAGGAAGUCGACCAACAAAGCUGCCAUUGAUAGGCUUUCAAUAUGGAUUUGGCUGUAAAAGCUGUUACAGAUUUUUGCCACCUUAUGUGACCCCUUGAGAGGAUCUGCAUUUGACUUCAGUUCAUUUUCACAGUACAUGCACGACCCCUGGUUUCGUAAUUAAACAUACUCAUCUUUGGCCGACUGAGACCGAAUUAAGCAAUCUGCAGACAGGCUUUAAGGUCACAUAUGUCUGUGUGACACACUGGAGCCAGACUGUAAAUGAUCAACCUGAUGAUAACAGACGCGAGUAGAACCAGCUACUCGUGUGUGGCUGUGACUCAGUUUUGAGUUUUAUUUUUUUUUUUUACUUAUGUUCAAAUUAAAUUUUCCUAAAACUGUAAUUUGAUUUAGAAGACAAAGAAGUCCGUCUCAUUAUGAAAAUGUCAAGGUCUAAUGCAUUUCGUAUCCCAUUCGGGGGACUUUAAAUGCCAGUUGUUUUGUCUAAAUGGUGCGCUCUUGACUUCUGAGCACUUUUCUAUCAACAGUGAUGUGUAAUGUAGAAUUUGCUACUGUCCUCUGACUACGACAGAAUCAACGUAGAUCGUAAAUGCAAAUUUCUAUUUCCACAUUUCAAGAUUUUCUUAACUUCUAGUACUUUCAUUACUUCCGUUUUAAUUCUUGAAAACAGAGCACCUACUCAGGAAAUGAGCAAUUUUUUAUCUUCUUUUUUUUUUUUUAAAUCAGAUGAUCUAUUUUGUAAAAUGAUAUUUCUGUCAAAUCACUGUAAUAAAGAAGAAAAAUAUUACA
Molecule: messenger RNA, 5192 nt
Organism: Pelmatolapia mariae (spotted tilapia)
Lineage: Eukaryota; Metazoa; Chordata; Actinopteri; Cichliformes; Cichlidae
Gene: mmd2a
Product: monocyte to macrophage differentiation-associated 2a
Exons: 7
Coding region: 775-1494 (239 amino acids)
Cellular component (GO): membrane
Molecular function (GO): pore-forming activity
Source: RefSeq, a predicted model, not a curated record